Plasmodium gallinaceum is the source of this 573-nucleotide messenger RNA. RefSeq names its product 60S ribosomal protein L6, putative. The record is from RefSeq and is a predicted model, not a curated record. Gene Ontology annotation, molecular function: rRNA binding; structural constituent of ribosome. Gene Ontology annotation, biological process: cytoplasmic translation. Gene Ontology annotation, cellular component: cytosolic large ribosomal subunit; ribosome. The transcript is spliced from 2 exons. Bases 1 to 573 code for a protein of 190 amino acids. NCBI's taxonomy places the organism in Eukaryota, Apicomplexa, Aconoidasida, Haemosporida, Plasmodiidae.
AUGAAAACAAUAGUAUCAUCACAAAAAGUCGCUAUUCCUGAUGGAGUUAAGGUAGCAAUAAAUUCAAGAAAAGUAACAGUAUCAGGUAAAUAUGGUACACUUAGAAGAAAUUUCAGACAUCUCCCAGUUGAUAUUCGUAUAAAUAAAUUAAAAAAAUAUAUAAAAGUAGUUAUGUGGUUUGGUAUCCCCGAUAGUUUAGCUUGUAUUAGAACAGUUUGUACUCAUUUGAAAAAUAUGUUUACAGGUGUAACUAAAAAAUUUUUAUAUAAAAUGAGAUUAGUUCAUGCCCAUUUUCCAAUCAACUCUAAUAUUGUUGAUGAUAAUAAGAGAAUUGAAAUAAGAAAUUAUUUAGGAGAAAAAAGUGUUAGAUCUGUUAAAGCAUUGCCAGGUGUUCUUAUAGAAAAAUCACCAAAUGUAAAGGAUGAAAUUUACAUUAGUGGUGCUGAUAUUGAAAAUGUUUCAUUAACAGCAGCCUUAAUACAUCAAUCCACUUUAUGCAGAAAUAAGGAUAUUCGUAAAUUUCUUGAUGGUAUUUAUGUAUCAGAAGUUACCACUGUAGAAAAAGAUGAAUAA